Molecule: messenger RNA, 4284 nt
Organism: Lymnaea stagnalis (great pond snail)
Lineage: Eukaryota; Metazoa; Mollusca; Gastropoda; Lymnaeidae
Source: the annotation of a GenBank genome assembly
CUUGUACAAUGCUGUUAGUCAUCAGCUGUCACACAGAAACAUAAAGGUAACGUGUAAAUGUUGUUAAUGGAACUUUCUGUACAUGGCUAAUAAGUUUUGUAAUAUUGUAAAUUAACUAAAUGAUACAAAAUUCCUUAAGCGAUAAUGCAAUUUGUAAAAUCAAAUGUGGGAUUUAUAGAACAUGGGAUGAGUCUUGCAUUCUGUUGGUCAGAUGGGUAGCAUUUUCUGUCCAUUGCAAAAGGAAAAGAAAAGCAUUUUUUUGUUUAAGAUUCUAGAAGGAUAAAACAAAGCACUUACUUAUUAUUGAAAUGCUACCAACUGAUAUUUACACCCAGAUAAAAAUGAAUUAUUUAUGUUUCAUAUUUAAUGUUAUAAUAAAUAAUGAAAACCAUCUGAUAAAUUCACAAUAUACCAGUACUUUGUACUAAUACAAGUAUAAUACCCAGCGUUCAGUCUGUAUUCAAACAAUAGCAUGACCAAUAUUAAUUACCGGUACUUAAAAAAUUAUUUCUUCCUGUUUUGUGAAAACCACAGAAUAUUAUCAGGAAAUUCCUAACUAAACUUCCUUUUCAAAUUAUCUUUCAGUCCUUUUAAAAAUAUUUGAUAUAAUUUAGGGAAGUUUUACAAUCCCCUUCUAAAUAUUUAUGUAAUUUCCCUUGAACUCAAAUAUAUCAGUUGAUGUAUAAUUCUGGUUAGUCUAAACAUAACUUAUUUUCUCUAAUUAAGCAACCCCUACAACAAAUUUGUACGUAUAAAUCCUUUAUAAAAUGUAAUAUUGAGCAUUAUUGGGAGGGGCGGGCCCUGAAAAUUUGAUGAAACACACAUACAAGUAACGCACUUUAUAAGAAUUCCCCGCCCCCUCCCUCCUAAACAGCACAUUUUUUUUCAAGCCCCUUAACUAUAUUAAUAUUCUAAUGACCCACCCGCUAUUACACCGCCGAUUUAUUUCACCGACUAUUUCAGACAAACAAAAGAAAAUUUUACACACCAUACACAUUUUUUUUAAAGAAUCUCAUUUAGUGCAUUUAUCAGGAAUUUUAUUUUGUGAAAUCAUCAUAUUUCCAUAAUCUUCCCCUUGAAAAACAGGAAAAACUGAUUUUUGGGGGUUGGGGUGUGGGGCUGAAAAUUUGAAAAAAAGUGUUGUCAUCUGCAACGAGUCUAUGAGCCAGGUCCAGCUUGAUAGGUUGACGGGAAGUCGGUCAAAUAGCCGUCCGACGAUUGUUUCAGGCAGCCACGAACAAAAGCGAAGUUAAUAUAAAUGAUUUAAAACCAAAGUGCUAUUAUUGAGUUACCACCAACAAGGUCAGCACACCAUGAUAUAGGAUGAAUACAAGUUACAUAACUGACUGACUGACUGAUUUGUAUUCUUUUUAAAAAUAUAGCUUAAAUCCUUAUUAAUUUUUACUUAUCAUGUAAAGUGCUCCACUACUUCCAGUCCACCAAUGAGGAUUUGAGGCUGAAGACUGCAGAUUUUAUGAGGUCUCACAGUGAUGAUUUUCUCCCUUUCCUUACCAACCCAGACACUGGGGAUAUGCUGACACCAGGUAGAUUCACAUAGUAAAUCUUUGUUAAUAAUUAUAUAAUAACAAACCUCUUGUGAGCAAAGUCAGUUCAAAGGUUGCAUUAUUUUAUCAAAAUUAAUUAAAAGUUGAUCUUAUUACAAAAGAACUGGUACUACUUUUCAAUGCAAGGAAGGUCUUUUUAUGUCAUGGUCGACAACAAAAUUUUCACACCAGCCAAAAAAAACAAACAAAUGGAGUUAUUUAAUUUGAAAAACAACUGAUUGUUCUACAUAGCAGUGCAGAAAGUUAACUUUGAACCCUUUAUCUUUUCAUGUUUUUUUAUAUAAUUUCUUUGGAAAUAUUAAUUAUGAGCACAUUUUAUUAAGAAAGAGCAUUGAUAAAAUAUUUAUCAUAAUAAUUACAAUUAUUUCCAUGUCUGGUUUCAGAGGAAUUUGAAAAGUAUUGUGAUAAGACAGCGAAUUCUCCAACAUGGGGAGGACAAAUAGAGGUAGGAUCAUUAUUUCAAGAAAAUAUAAAAUUUAUGAAAUGGAAAAUGCUUUUUUGUGGGUUGUAUUUACUGAGCUGAAAUGAGUCUGUAGUUUUGGGGUGUUUUUUUUGAACAAAAAAUGAAAGUGAUAAUUUUAUAUUUACAUGGUUUUAUAGUCACAUGGUAAUAGAAGAAUAUUAUGUGUUUGCUUAGAUCAAUUUUGGUCAAAGUCAUUGCAACUAUUCUUUACCAAGAAUUCGAUGAAUUGCUUUUGCAGCUUAGAGCAUUAUCAGAAGUAUUGAAAGUCCCAAUUGAAGUUCUACAAGCUGACAUGCAACCCCUUGUUAUAGGCGAAGGUAUAGAAGGGAAACCAUUAACUGUUGUGUAAGUAACUUCAUGGUGAAGUAGCUUUUGCUGUCUUGAUUUUGUUCCCUUAUUUUUACCAAGGCUGAUAUAACUUUGUUCCUUUUUAAAUAAAGAUGGACAUUAUAUAAUAUUCCCCAGUUAUUUUUCAUUUUGUUAAGUACCGGCAAGUGAUUUUCCGGAGUCACUUGCAAACCGCACCUCCUUAGCACCUUCAUGAUUCCACCACCGGGGGUUAACAAUGCUUUGACAGCACAUCAUCUUAUUUGAUGUUAUUUAUGACACUGUUUUUUAGAUUAUUGUUACAUCUUUUGAAAAAAAUUGAUGACCAAGCUGUUAUUUUGUAUUAAAGGACCCACUACUUGGAAUAGUUCAGGUCAUAUUACUGGUAUAUCAAUUUCUUGUCACUACGGUAUAUAAACUUAACAUCAAUGUUUCCACUUGUGUUGAAAAAAAGCUGGCAGGUUGGGGGUUAUUUUACACCUGGGAUUUAGGAGGGUUAGAGAACGUGUUUUAUAUUUAAUGUGUAAAAUCUAUUUUUUUUUAAAUUAAAGGCUUCUCUAUGCAACUGUUACUAGCAACUGUUAUGACAUUUGGACACUUCUGAAAUUAAUUUUUUAUAUAUAUAUUUCAAGUUUAAUUCAAAGGUGAUUUAUUUAAAAUCCUAUAGUUUAUCAGAUAGGUAAAAUAGUGUAAGCUUGUUGGAACAGAUUUUUACACUAGUGUUGAUAUUUGCAGGACUAUUUUAACAUGAAGGUGAUUUAUUUCUUACAGUUACCACCGACAUGUGUUUCGCCUUGGGGAACAUUACAACUCUGUCACACCAGCACUCCAAAAUGAUGAAGAUGAAGAUAGUACCUUGAAAUAACACCUUUUUAUGCACCUUGAAAUAACACUUUUUUAUGUACCUCACUUACAAUUUUAAAAUUUGUCUGGCCGACAAAUUAUUUGAAUGAACUGUUAAAAAGUAUUGGAUUAAAUGAGUGUUGAGGACUGAAGGAACAAUUUUAAAGCCAUUCAAAUUCAAUGGACAGAAUUAAUGGAAUGCUUUAAAUUUUUAAAUAGAAGUGUUUAAGAAUUCUAAUACCGAAAUGUCAAUAGAUAAAUAACACUGAAUAUAAAUGGUGUUUGAUUCUGCAUUUAUAAGUUAGAUGCAACUUUGGAAAUAAAUAGUUAAGAGAUUAUUUUAUCGUAAUUUAUAGUGGAGUUGUUUCAUUUGUUUUAUUAGGUAUUUGAAUCUUGCUUAAAAAAAAAAGAGUUUUAGUCACUUUAACUUAAUGUCUUCUGUAAAAUAAAAUCUGUCCAAUAUAAGAAAUAUUAUAGACUUUUUAUUAUAGCAGGUACAAAGAGCUGCUAAGAGAAAGAAACUCAGGCAUCACCUGAGCUGCUUCAUAGAACCUGUUAAUUUUAAUGUCAAUAAAAAUUUACCAAAGCUGGUGUUUGCUUGUGAAAAGUUGACAUGUAAAUGUAGCGCCAGCAAUGGAUUAAGAUGUGUUGAUAGUGAUAGUAAUAUAAUUAUUAUUUUGAAACCAACUCAUUUGAAAUUUGCUGAAGUCAGCUUUAACUAUAAUUAGUACUGGCAAAAGUACCGUACAUGACUAUAAGUGGAUACUGAGAGCUAGCUUUCACGAUUUUCAUUAUUCUUGGUCCUUGGCCUCGACUAGUAAAAUGACUUCUAGUUCUGUUGAGUGCACCACUAACUUCCACAGAGAGACCAAGCCCUAGUUUGUUAUUAAUUCUUUAGACUGGCUUGAUCAGUUGUGUGCAUACUCAGUAUAAUUGGUAAAUAUUAAUACCGUUACAGUAUUAUAUGCAUUGUUAACAAAGAAAAUGUUCAUUUUGAAAAUCAGUUUUUUAAAUCUAUUAUUAGCACACUCAGCUGAUUUCAAUUUCAGAUAGCAGUUUGAAUAGUCUUUGUAAAUAAAAUUUUUA